This is a messenger RNA of Papaver somniferum (opium poppy), 2171 nucleotides long. RefSeq names its product kinetochore-associated protein KNL-2 homolog. NCBI's taxonomy places the organism in Eukaryota, Viridiplantae, Streptophyta, Magnoliopsida, Ranunculales, Papaveraceae. The transcript has 7 exons. The record is from RefSeq and is a predicted model, not a curated record. Bases 1 to 1863 code for a protein of 620 amino acids.
AUGAGGUUGAAGAAAUGUAUUGAUAGUGUCACGAGGAAUGAAGCCUCGAAGGAUAUCUUAGUACCCAUUGCUAAUGAUUUGAACAACGAUAAUCCUAAAGAGGUCAGCGUGGUCUCCAAAGGCUCGUCUAAGGGUUUUGGGGCGGAUUCCAUAUCUGUAGGGUCUGAUGCGAGAACUGUUGAUUCCUGUGAACUCACUGUCGAUGUGCCUUUCUUGCCACUGAAUGAAAAAGGUGUCAAGUCGUUGGACACUGAGUUGCACGAGACUAAGGAAACAUCAAUUGACAAAGAAGGGGGAGCUGAAGAAAAUAAACAAGAUAAUCCCAAUGAUUCUGGCAAUGAAUCUGAAAGAGACUCUGUAAAAGAGAACUCUAUCAAAGAAAAAUCAGGAACUCCUGAUGAUGAAGUCCCUGGUGUGCAACUGAAUGAAGAAGUUACAGAGUUAUUUGUUCUUGAGUUGUUUUCAACUGAGGAAACUUUGACCGGCAAAGAAGAUGGUGAAAAUGUGAACAUCUUACAUCCUUCAAGAAGAAUCACUAGAUACACUCUUAAAAAUGUGGUAAACUACAGUAAGGCCUCAAAUGGACAUCAUGUCUCAAAGAAGAGCCUUGAGGAAAAGCGUGUUUCUACAUCCCCCAAUGAAGGUUGUCUUAACAAAGAUUUUAGGUCACGCAGAUGUGACCUUCCAAAGGACAUCUUAGUACCCAUAGCUAAGGAUAUCGAUACUGCUGAUUCGUCAGGUGUCAACGUGGCUCUUACUGUAGAUCUCAAAAAGUCAUCUAAGAGGUCUGGAAGUUCAAAAAAUAGCUCGAAAGGUGGUAAGAAGACCAGGAUAAACAUGAAAAGUUCAAGACCAGCAAACUCUAGUUGUGGCUUUGAUAAUGGUAAGGCUAAUUCCCUGAAUGAGGCUUCAGCACCUACAUGCUCUGAUAUGAAGAGUCUUAGUCCUUCUGAGGUCAAUGCGGCUGUUCCAGGUAACAUCCCGUAUUCAACAUUGGUUCCUGCCAGAGGAUUCUUAAAAACAAAAGUUGGUUGCGAAAAGGGGAAAGGAAUGAAUUGCCAUUCUAUUUCUGGGUCCCAAGGCAGUAGUGUUAUACAACUUCCUGGUAAAGAUAAACUAAGACAUGAAUCUACUGCUAGUAUUAAAGAAAUUCUGCAGGAAUCAUUGUCAAAAGGGCCCCUUGCUGGGAGUCAUGGCAUCUUAGAUAUUGCGGGGAAUUACAUUGAUCAUACCAUGGAAGAUUCUCCUCGACAAGUAAAUCUCAAAACUAAUGCUACUUGCUUAUCUAAAAUGGAUAUAGACACUCAAAGUGCUGCAGCAAGAACCCGCAGUAGGUUUAAAAACAUAGAAGGAAAAGUCCAUAAGAAUACAAUGUGUGGGGAACACUUGAGUGGAGGUCGUGUCACAAGUCCUUCUAUCUGUAAAAUUGACGCCAUGGAGGAAACAGCGGAUUCAUCUAAAGGCAGAAGAACAAACAACAGAGGCAAAAUCUCAAGAAACAAGUCGAAGGUGGCCAAACCUACCAACAGAGGCAGAAGUGGUUUAGAUCAGCCAAAUGAUCGAUUUCAAGAGACUGUUCCUGGAAAAAGAAUGUGGAAAGAAGUAUCCCCACCGCGUACUGCUGGGAUUAACAGGAAGAUGCAAUAUUCAAAUACCCCAGAACAGUCUAGCCUAAGUCUCAAACGAUCGAGAUCUGGGAGACUACUUAUACCUCCACUGGAGUUUUGGCGGAAUGAGCUAGUAAUGUAUGAUAAGGAUCGUGAGAUAACUGGCAUUCAGGAAGGCACGCCUAAUGUUAUAGAUCAUCCUAUAGGUUCUAGGUCUGAGCCCCCGAAAACCAAAAGAAAGCUAGUGUACUCGUAGAUAUUCGAGUCAUUUUCUUGUCCAUCAAUGCAUAAGCAGCUCAAGUGUAUGAUGAUGAGUAGCAACACAAGAAAAAAGAAAGCUAUUGAAGUCUGGGCAGGGUUAUUUCUGUGGCACGCCUCACUUUUUGAUGGGAAGAGCUGAAAGUGAAUGUUUCUUUCACAUCGCUCUGUUUUAAUAGCCUUUCUCAUUUCAAUAAUCAUGUAAAUGUUAAGUAGUUUCUUCAGAUAUUACCAGCUAGUUUCAUGUCAUCAGUGUGCACUUGGUUGCCUUUUCUGUUUAGUUUUCAAACUUGUACUUGAUUCUUA